UUGUGGCGUAAUGUUCGUGGGUGUAUGCGUCCGUGGGGGAAUUCCAACUUCCAAGGUGCUUUCUGGACUUCCCCUUCUAAAUUAUACUAUAAAAUCUACUGCAUUUCGAACAUUACAUGUUUCAUCAGGAGUGUAAAAGAAUCGGAGAGGUUUUCAUCGCACAGAAUAUUGAAAAUUCUCACUAGAACAGAACAGCAAUAUUGUUGGUCAUGGCCUAGCUUUACAGAUAAAAAUCAAACCAAGUGUAAGUGCUACUCGUAAUGUCUGCUACCCAUCGCCUCCAUCCUCACCACACUGGUCGGACAGAAUCUGAUGCAGUAGCUGUUGCUCAAAGUACUUGUGUAUGCAGUAACUGCAUUAAACCUUUAUCUCAGGAACCAUCGUUCCACUGCAAUCAAUGUGACUUCAUUGUGUGUACCACAUGCGAUGCACCAAAAGUCCAUCCCGUACAUCCUAAUCAUCCACUGUACUUAGUUACCCCUGCAACACCAUGGAGAUGUAAUGUAUGCAAUUCCUGCAAUGCCAAUUCUAAAAAUAAUUUGUGCUACCAUUGUGAGAUCUGCGACUUUCGCAUGUGUAAAAAAUGUUUCCCAUGCAUGUACAGUAAACUUCAUGUACACCCUUUACUUCGCACUGAUGUCAGAUUAGUUUAUCACCAAUAUAAUGGGGAAUGGAACUGUGAUAUUUGUGGAAACAGUAAUGGACCAGGUCACUGGUAUCCAGCACAUUGCCAGUCAUGUCAGUUUGAUCUUUGUGAUAACUGCAUCAAGCCAUACAAAUCAACAUAUCAUCAACAUCCACUUUAUAAAGCGGAUUCCAAAGUGACUUAUCCAGAAUAUAAUGGUGGUUGGCGUUGUGAUAGAUGUUUACGAGACUUUCAAGUUAACAACAAUCCUUUUCAUUGUUCUCAAUGUGGGUUUGACUUGUGUAACAACUGUAUGCGAACGACAGGUGAAAUUUCAAAUACAGUUGGUUUUGAUGUACCAAGAAUGUUAAAUGGAGAUGCAACUACGUUCAGAUCUGGUUUUAACUUGACAGCUAACGCGAAUCCUAUACGGCAGGAUCAAAUGGAAAGUCCCCGUCCAGCGGAAGAUAUGCGGCACGAGGAAGAGGGCCGUACCGGACCCCCUGUUAACGCGGGGAAUUGCAUAAUAUGCAAUGUAAGACAAAAGAAUGCUACAAUUGUACACAAACAUGAAAAUAUUCCAGAACGUUCCACGUUGAGCAGAGAUAACACAGGCCAUGUUUGCUGUUGUGUCGAAUGCGCUGAAAGAUUGUCGAGUUGUCCUAUUUGUAAAGCUCCGAUUCAAACUGUCAUUAGACAUUUCAUUUCCUAGAGAUUUGUGCAGUGAUAUCUGCAGUGAGCAAGUACAGUCAGUGAGGACAGUCAUGGAAUAAACAUGAUUAAUAUCGCAAAUUUUCUUUGUUCCGUAAUCUUGCAGAAUAAUAGAUAAAAUAGAAAAUAUAAACUUGUAACAUGUUUUGGGUAAGCCAGUGUAGUGAUUUAUGUACAAUUAAUAGUGCCUCUUGGUGUAAUAACUGUGUCAGGUUCUAGGCCAAUGCACUGUCCCAUAUAUAGAUUAUGUGUCCUAUGAAUUAAGUAUGUGUUUGCAUGUUCGCGU
Dendronephthya gigantea is the source of this 1622-nucleotide messenger RNA. RefSeq names its product ZZ-type zinc finger-containing protein P35G2.11c-like. Bases 261 to 1337 code for a protein of 358 amino acids. Gene Ontology annotation, molecular function: zinc ion binding. NCBI's taxonomy places the organism in Eukaryota, Metazoa, Cnidaria, Anthozoa, Malacalcyonacea, Nephtheidae. The transcript is spliced from 5 exons. The record is from RefSeq and is a predicted model, not a curated record.